AGAUAAAACUCGACGCCGUGGACGCCGCCAUCUUUAUCUUGCUUGUUGAGAUUUUGGGCGCAAUAAGGCCCACUCAGUUUCAUUUGUUUUGGGCGAGGCUACGGAUUUUCCCUACGCUAUUCAGGGAUCAGUUGAAUCAAAGAUAAGAGGGCUCAUUUGAAGCUGCUGAGCCCUGCACUUCCUAAUUUUUCUUGAAAAGGGGCAGUUUUCCAUCCCCGGCGGUGCGCCAGAUUCGUAGCGUGUGGUUUUAUGUAAAUUUUGCGGCCAAGAGGAAGGAUUAGUUUGAUUAGAGUCGAAAGUGAUCUCACAUUUCUUUUGGUCUUUCAAUAGAACUUCAUUCACCUACUCCUUAGUCAUGUCUGGCCGCAAUGAGUGUCGCAUCUAUGUUGGGAAUCUUCCUCCUGAUAUCCGCACCAAAGAUAUUGAGGACCUGUUCUACAAGUUUGGCAAAAUCGUAUUCAUUGAUCUGAAGAACCGGAAAGGACCCCCUUUUGCAUUUGUCGAGUUUGAAGAUCCAAGGGACGCCGAUGACGCCGUGUACGCCCGCGACGGGUACGACUACGACGGCUACCGGCUGCGUGUGGAGUUUCCGCGCGGCGGCGGCCCGGGCCGCGGCGGCAUGAUGGGCGGCCGAGGCAUGAUGGGCGCCGGGCCGGGCCGGGGCCGCGGCCCGCCGGCGCGCCGCUCCCAGUACCGCGUGCUGGUCACCGGACUGCCGCCCACCGGCAGCUGGCAGGACCUCAAGGACCACAUGCGCGAGGCCGGAGACGUCUGCUUCGCCGACUCCUACAAGGACGGCACCGGCACCGUCGAGUUCCUCCGAUACGAGGACAUGAAGUACGCCGUCAAAAAGCUGGACGAUUCAAAGUUCCGCUCACAUGAGGGUGAGGUGUCGUACGUGCGUGUCAAGGAAGACACGGGCGCCAGCAGCAGCGGCGGCGGCGGCGGCGGCGGCGCGCGCCGCUCCCGCUCGCGCUCGUACUCGCCGCGCCGCCGCAGCUCGCCCACCUACUCGCCGGUGAAGCGCUCCUACUCGCGCUCCCGCUCCCGCUCCGUCUCGCGUGAGCGCUACUGAGCAGAGCCGACUGGCCGAGGAGGGGCGGCGGCCGCGCACCGGCGGCCUGAAGACGCAGACUGGGGACCCGCGACGCCCGGAGCUCACAGCCCAAGGUUCAUAAGCCUCUGACCUUUCGCUGUCUAGCCUGUGUGUGUUUGUGGACAUUCGGGGGAGGCGCGAGUAGUGCUCGCCCUCGGCAUUUUAAGUUCAUUCACCAUUUGUAUGUGGGGUUGGUUCAUAAACGGUCUUAAAUGUAAUUGGAUGUUUCAAUUUAAACACAAGCGGUAAACAUGUUCGAUGUCAUUGUUUUGUACGUAUGUCUGUGCGGCGUCUAACACUCUUUCCUGCAUUUGUUUUUAUAGAAUCAAGGAUGCAUUGGAUAGCCCCAGGAUUGGAUUUGGAUGCAUUGGAUAGCACACAGACACACGCGGAAAUGGAUUUCAUGGCCGGGAUAUCACUCUGGAUCGGAUGUGAAGGGGAUGUGUGGCACUGGAUAGGAUGGUCACGGAUCAGGAUCACGGAAUCAUGGAUCACGGAAUCAUGGAUGGAUCAGGACAGGACAGGACAGGACCCCGCUGCACGCUGGAGCGCCACACUCGGACCCGGCUCGCUCGGACGGACCCAUGCCGGUAACGUGCCAACCCCGGGACAUCCCGCUUCCUGACCCCCUCAGCUGCUGCUCAGACUGACGUAAAGUCAUGUAUUCAGAGAUGAAAACGUCCUACUGCACAAAUUCUCUUCAUAUUUGAAUCGCCCCCGUCUUUAUCCGCGCUUUCACUUGUCCGCCAGGGUGGUAAUGCUAAAGGUAUCGAUUUGCCAUUUCCACUUGCCAAAUACGUCCUUUUCUUUCGAAUGCGCUCUUAGCGAUGUUUAUCAUUUGCCUCACGACUUAAUCUCUGAACUGGACAGAAUAAGCCUUCCCUGACGCACAGACGAACCUCUCCCCCUGUCUCACGAUUCCGUGCAUCACGCUCUGUUAACGUAAGGAAUCGCUGGGUGCUAAGUCUUGCUCUUGUGCUCGUGUUCGCACUGACUGCCUUUUUCAGCUCCUUCGGAUACAGCAGCAGCAGCAGCAGCAGCAGUGCGUCGCUGCUGCAGUUUCGGCGGGCCACAGGGCCAGGCCUCAUUCUGGUAAUGGCCAAUAAACUUACAUGCUUC
Molecule: messenger RNA, 2215 nt
Organism: Amphibalanus amphitrite
Lineage: Eukaryota; Metazoa; Arthropoda; Thecostraca; Balanomorpha; Balanidae
Product: serine/arginine-rich splicing factor 1A-like
Exons: 3
Coding region: 356-1075 (239 amino acids)
Cellular component (GO): ribonucleoprotein complex; cytoplasm; nucleus
Molecular function (GO): mRNA binding
Source: RefSeq, a predicted model, not a curated record